Suillus paluster is the source of this 926-nucleotide messenger RNA. RefSeq lists its product as uncharacterized. The transcript is spliced from 4 exons. Bases 110 to 718 code for a protein of 202 amino acids. NCBI's taxonomy places the organism in Eukaryota, Fungi, Basidiomycota, Agaricomycetes, Boletales, Suillaceae. The record is from RefSeq and is a predicted model, not a curated record.
UGCUAACGAGGAUUCGGGCUAGUACUUACGACGUGGCACUUCGCAACGGAGGUAGGUUUGAAACAAGUAACGUACCCGAAAAGGAAAUCUUAUAUGAUAUCUCCCGUAUAUGUAUAGUUCAGACGUGGUUAUUCAGACUCUAUCAUCUAUCACAUCCAUGGAUUCACCUUGGGAGGAAGACCCACGACCAGAUUAUGCCCCUGAAGCAGACUGGGCAAAACUAUCUAAUCAGUUCACAAACUCAGGGUACCGAGAAGGGAUAGUCGCAGGGAAAGAAUCCGCAAUCCAAGAGGGUUUCGAUAUGGGUUUCGCCGACGUAGGAGUUCCCAUAGGUCGCGAAUUGGGAUCAAUGCGUGGCGUAAUAUCUGCCAUCGCAUCAUUCUUGAGCUCAAAAAGCCGAGAAGAAUCUGCUAUAGCACUCGCAACCGCACGCGAAAUAUCAUCUUCUCUUGCAAGUGUUCGCUUUUCCGAUAUCGCCCCUCCCGAUCAGGAAGCCGAGCAGCAUGCGAGAGAACAUCUUGAUGACGCUCCAAUCGGACAGAGUGAGGAACUUUUGCAGAAGAAAGAGAUGGAGGGGUUAGAAGACAUGCUACAGAGGCUCACCGCUGGAAGUCCAAGUACACCAUCGCAGGGUAGACCAACUAGAGAGGAUGUAGUCCGUUUGAGGGAGGGUAUUAUGACACUCAGUGGUCAACUGGGCUUGGAUAUCAUACCCUAGUUUAGGGUUAGGUCUUAAUUCCGACACGUAGUCUGUACAAACGUCAGCACUGCACUCAACUUGUUUAAAUUUCAGCACGUUUGCCUUUCGUGCCCUCACGAUGUCGGUCCUUCGGCUUGGUCUAUGUAUCCUCGGAGUCUACUCCAUGUUUCUAGUAUGUCAAUUUCGCUACUUCUGACGAAUGACACUUGCUCACUAGCGUUAUGCU